AUGCCAGAGUCUCCAAGCCAAGUGAGUCCUUUUGUUUUCUGGAUCCAAGGAGAUACACACCCCAGCCAUGCACCCUGGUUCCAGCAAAGGCCUGUGAGUACCUCUAAUUCCAGCAACUAUUCAGUCUCUACCUCUGCAAAUGCAUCAGCCACUACAUGUGCUUAUAUUCAUCCACACUUCAUCUCUCGGCCAGAACCUCAAAUUUUGGCAGAUCAAAUUUCUCUACGUUAUGCCAUGCCAUAGCAAGUCAUGAUCAUCAGCUGUGGGAGUCCAAUUUGCAGCGGUUCCAUUGUUAGCAGCUCAUGGGUUCUCACUGCUGCUCACUGUCUCAAAAACAGGAAUCCUGAAGACAUGGCUGUAGUAUUGGGCUUGAGACACCCUGGAUCACCUCUGCAAAUUGUUAAAGUAUCAUCCAUUCUAUUGCAUGAGAGAGUCCGACUGGUCAGUGGAGCAACAAGAAACGACCUCGCAUUAUUAGUAAUACAAGAGAGUCAGUCUCCUGUUCAGCGCCUACCACCUUUGGGUAAUUUGAGCAACUUGAAUAAUUCGCAAUGCUUGCUUUCUGGACCUUGGAUACUUAGAUCAGGUGUUGUUUUAGGACCUGCAGUGCUCAUGAGCCCUCAGUUGUGGCAUCGGUGGUGGAAACCUGGAAAGAUGUCCAGAGCAACUCAGUCUCUCUGCUUUUUGCAGGGAUUCAGUGCGGGGUUGAUGUCAAAUUCGCACAGCUCAGGCACCCACAGUAAAGAUGAUGUCUACCUGGACUCACCCUGUUUCAGCUUUUCAUGGGCACCUCAGUCUCUGCUUUCUUCAGGGAUUCUGAACGGUCUCAAACCUGCGCUGCUCAGGCACCCACAAAAAAGAUGA
Suncus etruscus (white-toothed pygmy shrew) is the source of this 864-nucleotide messenger RNA. Its product is annotated as chymotrypsin-like elastase family member 2A. NCBI's taxonomy places the organism in Eukaryota, Metazoa, Chordata, Mammalia, Eulipotyphla, Soricidae. Gene Ontology annotation, molecular function: serine-type endopeptidase activity. The record is from RefSeq and is a predicted model, not a curated record. The transcript has 5 exons. Gene Ontology annotation, biological process: proteolysis.